AUGGCAGUAGAUGUUGUAAGUCCAAGAAUCUCAUUCUCUUAUGAUCUAAGAGAAGCAGAUUUUGUGCCAGUAGAAUCCCACAACCCUCAAUCAGAUUUGGAUUUCAUUGAUUUUGAUUUCUCCAUUGGUGAUAAUUUCUCAUUAGAACUUUCAUCUGCUGAUGAACUCUUUGCCAAUGGCAAAAUCCUCCCUGUUGAAGUCAAGAAAUUCGAGCCCACAAAAGAAAUUUAUCAAUCCGAGCCAACCGAUCCAAAUCCAUCUACAGAUUCUCAUAAAAUUGAAAAUGCAAAUGAAGACACAGUUACAAAGAAGAAGACUCUCAUAGAAUUUUUAUCAAACACCUGCGAUGAAGAAGAAGAAGAAGAAAAGCCACCCAAUAAGCCAUUUUGGCAGUUCAGAAGAAGCAUCAGUUUAAAUUCUGACAAUGGAUUGCUUAGAUCUUUAAAGUUUCUAUCAAGGAGCAAUUCAACUGGUUCGACUCCGAAUCCGAAGCCAUCAGCAUUGCCAAAAGUUAUUCAGAAGCAGAAUUCAAUGAAAGAGCCAUCAACUAGGAGCAGAAACUCAUCUACAAAUUUCAGCCAAAAUUAUUCCAAUAUUGCACCAAAAAGGCCUUCGUUGAACAGGAGUUCAAGCAAAUCUUAUGGCAAUGGAGUUCACAUUAAUCCAGUUUUGAAUAUCCCUCCAACUUACAUUGCUAAAGGUACUGUAACUUUAUUUGGUUUAGGUUCAUUAUUCUGCAAUGGAAAAUCCAAAAAGAAGAAAAGAUGA
Molecule: messenger RNA, 768 nt
Organism: Fraxinus pennsylvanica
Lineage: Eukaryota; Viridiplantae; Streptophyta; Magnoliopsida; Lamiales; Oleaceae
Source: the annotation of a GenBank genome assembly